UUCUCUCUGAGAAUAUCUCUUUCUCUCUCACGCUCUUUUGCUCUUCGUUCUUUCCGUUUCUGUUUGUCAAACAGCAGUGGAGUAGUUUGCCGCCAAACAAGGCACCCAAAGCGUGUAGUUUUGUUAGAAAGUGAUAAGGAGUGUGCCGAGUUUUUAUUGCCAUUGGAGUGAGAGAAGUAGGUCAGACCUGACGGUUAGACCUGAGAGCCAGAGGCGGAAGUAAAGCCCGUCUUUCUAGUAGCAAAUCGCCUGACAGAGAACACCAUAAGAAGAAUAACAGCAUCAAGAAGAGGAGAAGGAGAAACAACAAGCAUCGAUUAAAAACAAAAUCGAAGGUCUGCCUCUACAACAACAAUAGCAACAAGAACGACGACAGGAGAGGAACGGUGAAGGGGUUGUUGCUCUUUGUCCGUCAUUGGAUCGGAAAAUCAAUCGGAAGCCAACAGGGGAAAAGAAAGGAAAGAUGAAGUAUGUUUUAGUGACCGGUGGCGUCGUUAGUGGUCUUGGAAAGGGGGUGACGGCCAGUAGUAUUGGAGUCGUUCUCAAGGCCUGUGGUCUUCGUAUUACUUCCAUUAAGAUAGAUCCGUAUUUGAACACUGAUGCAGGAACAAUGUCCCCUUUUGAGCAUGGAGAGGUGUUUGUCUUAGAUGAUGGUGGUGAGGUGGACCUGGAUCUUGGGAACUAUGAACGUUUCCUGGAUAUCAAGUUGACCCGUGAUAACAACAUCACCACAGGGAAGAUUUAUCAGUCUGUUAUUGACAAGGAAAGAAGGGGAGACUAUCUUGGAAAAACUGUCCAGGUUGUGCCUCAUGUUACAGAUGCCAUUCAAGAGUGGAUUGAGCGUGUGGCUAUGAUACCCGUUGAUGGAAAAGAAGGCCCUGCUGACGUUUGUGUCAUAGAGCUGGGUGGAACUAUAGGUGAUAUUGAAUCUAUGCCGUUCAUUGAGGCACUGGGUCAAUUUUCAUAUCGCGUUGGCCCUGGAAAUUUCUGCCUGGUUCAUGUCAGUCUUGUCCCUGUUUUGAAUGUCGUUGGUGAACAGAAAACAAAGCCAACUCAGCAUAGUGUUCGGGGACUAAGAGGACUGGGUUUGACACCAAAUAUCUUAGCCUGUCGCAGCACAAAGGCCCUGGAAGAAAAUGUGAAAGAAAAACUCUCACAGUUUUGCCAUGUCCCGGCAGCAAACAUAAUCACUCUGUAUGAUGUUCCAAACAUUUGGCACAUCCCUUUGCUAUUAAGAGAUCAGAAGGCACACGAAGCGAUCUUGAAAGGGCUGAACCUUCAAGGUGUUACUGUGGAGCCUCAUUUGGACGAAUGGACUGGGAGAGUUGAACGGUGUAACAAGCUACAUGAGCCUGUCAGAAUUGCUAUGGUUGGAAAAUAUACUGGACUUUCUGAUUCUUACCUUUCUGUCUUGAAGGCUCUCUUUCAUGCUUCUGUUGUUUGCCAGAGGAAACUUAUAGUGGAAUGGGUUCCAGCAUGUGACCUUGAAGAUGCAACUGCGAAAGAGACACCUGAUGUUCAUAAAGCUGCAUGGAAUCUAUUGAAGGGUUCAGAUGGUAUUUUAGUUCCAGGAGGAUUUGGUGAUCGAGGGGUGCAGGGAAAAAUUCUUGCAGCAAAGUAUGCCCGAGAAAACAGAAUUCCAUAUUUUGGCAUUUGUCUGGGGAUGCAAAUUGCUGUUAUUGAGUUUGCUCGGUCGGUUCUUGCUCUGCAAGAUGCAAACAGCACCGAGUUUGAUUCUGAAACUUCCAAUCCCUGUGUUAUAUUUAUGCCAGAGGGUUCAAAAACUCAUAUGGGAGGCACUAUGCGUCUCGGAUCGAGGAGGACAUAUUUCCAGGUUACUGAUUGUAAAUCUGCAAAGUUAUAUGGCAAUGUAAGCUUUGUUGAUGAGCGACACCGGCAUAGAUACGAGGUAAAUCCUGAAAUGGUUGCACAACUUGAAAAUGCUGGUCUCUCAUUUGUUGGCAAAGAUAAAACUGGCCAGCGUAUGGAGAUUGUUGAAUUGCCUGAUCAUCCAUACUUUAUUGGAGUUCAAUUCCAUCCCGAAUUCAAGUCAAGGCCAGGAAGACCUUCUGCACUAUUUCUUGGUCUUAUAGCAGCAGCAUCUGGCCAGUUGGAAUCAUUCCUAAAUAAUCUUAACAAUGUACAAAAUGUGGCAACAAAUAGCAUUAAGAGCAAUGGAAGGUCUACCAUGAAAGUGCACCAGAACGGGAGUGUAAAGAAGCCUGCAAAUGGGUCUGUAAAUGGUGUGUAUGCUAAUGGUAAUGGGCACGCCAAUGGUAAUGGACAUGCCAAUGGUAAUGGUGUUCAUUACUAACUGAAGUGGGUGGUGACACCUUGGUCUAGUUUCAUUUAUAUUUUCUUACAGUUUGUGUGUUGAUUUUGGGAAGGGCCUUCUGAAAGCCCUCCGGAUCGGUCUGUACAGUCGAGUAUCAGUAAAGGUUUUAGUUCUCGAGGGAUAGUUCAUGGGACAGAGCUGCACUCCGGUUUUUUGAACGGUGGACGGCUGCUUGUAAUUUUUUCUUUUUUAGCGUUUUGAAUGGAAACGGGUUUUUGGGUGUAA
Telopea speciosissima is the source of this 2560-nucleotide messenger RNA. RefSeq names its product CTP synthase-like. The coding region runs from base 464 to 2314 and encodes 616 amino acids. Gene Ontology annotation, biological process: CTP biosynthetic process; pyrimidine nucleobase biosynthetic process. Gene Ontology annotation, molecular function: CTP synthase activity; identical protein binding. NCBI's taxonomy places the organism in Eukaryota, Viridiplantae, Streptophyta, Magnoliopsida, Proteales, Proteaceae. The transcript is spliced from 22 exons. The record is from RefSeq and is a predicted model, not a curated record.